AAAUCAUUUUCGGAAAAUUUGAAAAUCGAUAUUAAUGUGCAACUGUUAGGUUUACCGCAACAAAUAAAUAUGACAUUCUUAAAUCAUUUUACAUUCGAUUUGGAGAAGAAAAUGGCAAAAUAACAUGAGUGCCACAAGUUCUGGAUCUGACACUGACGAGCUGUCUGGUAUUGACGAACCAACCUUGUUGGAAAAGUUCAAGAGAAUUCUAGACCAAUACAGGAACGAUGUGCAAAUUAUCAAGGAGCUUGUCCAAAAUGCUGAUGAUGCCAAUGCCACUGUAAUGAAAGUGCUCUAUGAUGGGAGAACUAUAAACAGUGAAGAAAAAAAUGAAAGCCCAUAUCGAAAGUUUCUUCGAGGUCCAGCUUUGGUAUUCUUUAAUGACGCACAGUUUACCGAGAAGGACUGGAAAGGAAUAAAAUCUAUAAAUAAAAGUAUGAAAAAAGAUGAACCGCUGAAGAUUGGACAAUUUGGUCUUGGAUUCAAGUCUAUUUUUCAUUUGACAGAUUAUCCAUGCAUUAUCAGUGGCGACAGACUUUUAUUUAUUGAUCCACAAGAGAAGAACGAGAGUCAGAUAUGUAAUACAGUGAAGCUUCGUAAGAUAAGGAAAGCAAAGAAACAUAACGUUGGGGAUUAUCUUAAUGCAUUGGACGGUUUGUUCGGUUUCUCUAAAGAGACAUUUGAUACGGGAUUCAAUGAAGGAACCAUUUUUUGGUUUCCUCUUCGGCAAGUGCCGUCAAAGCUAUCAGAUGAUAUUUACCGUGAAACUCAAGUGAAUGAGCUUCUACAAUCAUUUCUAAAUGAAGGCCAUAGGAGUUUGUUGUUUUUGAAAACAUUAUGCAGUAUUGAAGUGUUUGUCAACCUGAAUGAAUUAGAUUACGUUCCUAAACCAAAAAAGAGAAGAACAAAAUCAAAUGAGUCAUUAUUAUCUGAUUUAGAAAAUAUUAACUUCGGAAGAGAUGUUCCUGGAUACAGAGUACUAAUUGACAACAAAGAUCAUAAUCUCGUUGCUACAAGAAAGGUGCAUUUGAGAAUUAUAGAACAAUUGGUAAAGACAGUGCCAGUGGAAUCAAAAUAUUGGGUUCAUGACGUUGAAAUUACAACAGAAAGAAGUUGUAAAACAUCAAAGGGAAUGACUCUAAAGUCCCAUUGGCUUUUGGUGAACUUUCUUAAAGGUGGUGAAAUAUCAAGUACGACAAAUGAACUCAUGAACAUUGAUAACUGCAAAGUAUCACAUUUAACCGGAUUUGCUGCUUUAAUCUGCGAGCAAGAUACAUAUUCAAAUGCAGAUGGUCAUCUGUUUUGUUACCAACCGCUUCCGCAAGAUCAGGAACAUACGACAGGACUACCUGUUCAUAUUAAUGGAUUUUUUGCUCUCACUCAAGACCGGAGAAAUGUAAGAUGGCCAGACAAGGAAGACAAAGCAGUGGUAUGCGGGGAAAAGAAAAUACAAUGGAAUCUUGCUUUAACUAAAGAAAUAAUGCCAGAUGGUUAUUCCAUGCUAAUUCAGGAAAUGGUUAAUCUAAGCAAGGCCCAAAAAAAUCCAAACUUCAUGGUGAACGCUGUGUAUUACACAUUACCUGAUACUCAGCGCGUUCAAAUGCAUUGGAAAAGUCUGUCCGAUAAUGUUUUAGCUAAUUGCAAAGAUCUUGAGAUUGUUUAUACCAAAAACAACAAUGGAAGAUGGAUUCGACCCGACGAAGCCAUUUUUGUAGAAUCUCAAAGUCAAACAUGUACACAUACAAUUGUAAGCCUUCUGCUACGGGAAGGGAUCAAUAUUGCCACUGUACCCGAGUUUGUCCUGACAGCUUUUAAAAAGAGUUGUCCUGGAAUAAAAUAUUUAACUCAACAAUUCCUGAAACAUCAUUUGAUGAGAAACCAUGGUUACAAAAACUUGAAAUUUCACGAGAAAGAGGAAAUUCUACAUUUUCUUCUGGAUGGAUCAUCGGCAGACAAUAUUGACCAAUUAGAACUUCUUCCUCUAGCUAAUGGAUCGUUCACACAGUUUUCAAAGAAGAGCAGUGUCUUUCUUGAAAGUAAAGAUACGAUUGAAUUAUUUCCUAAAUACGGUGGGCAAUUUGUAUCACCGCAAAUCAGCCAAAUAACAAAACGACUGCUCCAACAUCUUCUAGAAAACCACACAGAUAGGACAGGGCUUCAUGUGCUAUCUGACGGCUCCUUUGCCAGUUUAAUAGAGAAAACUAUGAAAAGCGAAUUACAGUACGAUAACUGUAUUCAAAUAGAUGUUAUUGAAAUCGGCAGAUAUAACACGUGGCUGAAAAAAAUAUGGGAGCUUAUACAAAGGCGAUUUUCCAAAUGUAUGGACUCUUUCUCUGACCUCCCCAUUUUCCCUGUGUAUGGGGUGACAAAGAAUACAAAGUUGUCGCUGCAUUCUUUAAAGUCUCCAAUAUUACGAAUUUCAUCACUCAGAACUAGAGAAGAUAGACAGCUUGUGCUUUCUUCGCUUAAACUCUUGUCAAUUACAUUUUUUGAUAUUGUCCCAAAGUGGAUAAAUUUUGAUGGUAUUAAGGAGUACAUACAUACAGAAACAGCUGACAGUCUUGAGCAACUUUUUUCCAGAAUAAACGACAAGUCAGUAUACGAGUUUAAUCAUGAGAUAUCAUCUGAAAUGAGCUCAGCUUUACUUGAAUAUCUUUCAGACAGAGUACGUUGUGAACUUAGCGACGUAUUUAAAAGAAAAAUACAAUCAAUGAAGCUAUUUGAAGGUCAGUUUUCAAAAAAAGACAGUUGUCUUGUGUCCCUUAAAGAAAACAACAAAAUUUAUACAGGAAAAGCAAUUCCUGUCCCGUUUAUAGAAAGGACAAUAGUUCUUCAUUCUGAAUCAGAAAUUUCUUUUGCAAGGUCUAUUCAAGGACAAUUCAUAUCAGAUUUAUCACUCGUUUACACUACUUUAGCAAAUGCUCAAAAAUACAAUUACGAGGAUCAACUUACAAUUAUAAGAUGGGUAAUAAUCAGAAGAAAAUACAUAGAUGAUGAGGAUAUUCGAAAUAUUUUGAGAAAAACAAAAUUUUUGAGAACAGCAGAUGGUAACAUACACGAACCUCAAGCAUUAUUUGACCCGUCAGACACAACAUUAUGCUGUUUGUUCAAAAAUCGCAAUAUGGUCCCUGUAGUCGAUAAUAUGGAUCAAAAGUAUAUUGAUGGAUUGAAAAGACUCGGAUUGAAGUCAAAAAAUGACCUGAGUACAUCGGAUAUUGUUCAAGAGUGCACAAUUGUACACGAAAUGGCUGAAGGAAACAUUCAAAUUGACAAGGAGAAAUGCAAAGCUCUACUGCACAUUAUGAAUGAGAAUAGUAAGUUAGUUUUACCGGAAUUAUUGAACAAGAAACGCUGCAUAUACAUGGAGGAUCCAUACCAACGUUGUAGCCAAAAGAAUUUAAAGAUACCACAAAAAUUGAGAAAACCGUUUUCGCAAUUUUGCUUCGCGCCAGAAGUGAAAACUAUUGACUAUGCACCGCUGGUAAGCUCUGUCCAUCACCUAAUGGAAUGCAAUCAAUUUCCAAAGUUAUCUCGUGUUUUCUGUUGGACAGUACCCCCGGAAAUAGACAAUGUCGCCCGUCAGCUUUUAACUAUUGUCCAAAUAUAUGAAAGUAGAUUAAAGCCUGAACUUCUUCCGAUCGUAACCCAUAUAUAUAAAUGGUUUCGGGAACAAGGGAGAUUAGAAAUUCACGACAUUGGUGUCACACUAAAAACAGUGUUUUUUGCAUAUGGCAAUCGGUUUGUGUGGGUUGGAAAUGGAUUUCAAGCACCUGACCAUGUUUUCACUGAAAGAAAAGAAAACGAUGUAAACAUGGAUCCCUUUAUUACUCAUCUUCCCGAUGAAUACCAACAUUUAUCAAAUUUUUUCCUUCAGCUUGGAUGCCAAAGGUGCCAAUCCUAUAGAAUGUAUGUCCUAACAUUGGAUCACAUACGACAAUCCAUUGAACAAAAAACAAUCCACUCAGUUUGUUCUACGAAAACUGUUUUAUGCAUUAUCAUUGCCAUUCUAAACAAAAUAAAACAACAUCAUUUUGAGGAGUUCAUUUCAAGCAAAGCGGACUUGUUCUUUCCAGUUGUUUGUCACGAAGGGAAUGAUAUAAUGCUUAAAUCAGUAAAAGAAUGUGCCUUUUGUGAUGCCGAAUGGUUAAGGGAUAUCGAGGUGGAAAGGGAAAGUGGAAUAUUCUGUGUGCAUCCAGAUGUUCCAAUAACUACUGCUAAAAAACUUGGUGUUUGUUCACUUACGAGCAAGAUGUUAACUGACACAGAAGCCUUUGACGAAUGGGGUCAGGAAGAACCACUUACAAGACGGAUAAAAACCCUUCUAAAAGACGGGUAUACAGAUGGUUUUUCGAUUGCAAAAGAAUUAUUGCAAAAUGCUGAUGACGCAAAAGCAAAGAAAUUUUGGAUUUUAUACGACGAAAGAGAAAACAAAGACGCCAGAUCACAUUUACUAAGUGAAGGCAUGGCAGAAUUUCAAGGACCAGCAAUAUGGGUAUACAAUGAGGCUAGAUUUAGUUCAGAAGAUUUAAGAAAUAUCACACAGUUGUAUGGUGAGACAAAAAAGGACGAUGCUUCAAAAAUUGGAAAGUUUGGAUUGGGCUUCUGUGCUGUUUAUAAUAUAACAGACGUUCCCAGCUUUGUUACUGGAUCAGAUUUCGUAGUAUUCGAUCCUCACACAAAUUAUUUAGGAAGUGCAUUGCCUGGAAGAAGACCAGGUUUAAAAAUCUCAUUGAACCCUAGUCUGGUCAAAAGAUUUAAAAAUCAGUUCAAACCAUUUGAAGGCAUAUUUGGUUGCAAUCUGAUGACAAAUAUGCCAUAUUUCGAUGGUACAUUAUUUCGACUUCCUCUUAGGACCAUGAAAAGUGAAAUAAGUAAAAAGCUGUACACACCCUCUAAAGUAGAAGAAUUGUUUAAAAAAAUCAUGGAUUUGUCUGCAAAUAUGCUUAUAUUUAAUCAGAACAUUCAAGAGAUAAAGCUUUUUCAUAUUCCAAAAUCGGAAAAAGAUCCUAGAAAGUGCCAGAUCUGUUUUGAGGUUGCGAAAAAUACAGCACACUUGAAGAACAACUCUGCAUUUCAUUCCUCUGUAGUGGCUGAGGUUAUGAAAAGGAAAGCAGAGAAAUGUUUACAAGAUAAUCCACUGAAGGUCUUAAGUAAAAUCACAAUAUUUGGUAAGAGACGCAACGACAUAAUUUCUUCUAAGAAAAAACAGGAGAAUGUGAAGUCCUUUUCUGGAAAUUGGUUAGUAAGUUGGUCAACUUGUACGGUUGAUAAAUCUAUCAGUCAUACGUAUGAAGAGGAAGGCACACUUCCACUAGGAAGUAUAGCGGUCCCAAUAAUACACAAUGAAAAGAAUCUGACGCUUUUGCCUCUGGAACGUAUGGAUAGUCAUUUUUAUACAACGGGACACUUAUUUUUCUUCUUGCCGUUGCCAAUAGAACACAACUUUCCUUUUCAUAUUAACGGUCAGUUUUUAGUUACAAGUGAUAGGAGACACCUGAAAACAAAUAAUGAAGACGACAUGAAUCUAAAAAAAAACGAGUGGAACGAGAACAUAUUGCAAGAUUCAGUUAUGCAUGCUCUUCUUUACAUGCUAGAAAAUGUGAGUAAAAUCGGGCACGUAGUCGAUUACAAUUUUACCCAGCUUUGGCCAAGAGACGACAAAUCAAUAUUCCGGUGUCUUCAAAAAGCAUUUUACACCACGAUUGUUAAGUGUAAAGAUUAUGAGGUGUUUGAAAGUCAUGGAAAAUGGCUUGAUAUUUCAAAAUGUGUCUUCCUAGAUGAAGAAUUUCUCUCAACUGAUGUUGGCGCGAUUGCUUUUGAUAUGUUGUCUUUUGUGACGAAAAAUGUAGUAAAAGUUCCAACAGAUAUAUAUCAGAUGCUUUACAAAGCAGAUAGAGAAAUUAUUCGGUUAAGGACAGUAAUGAAAAUACCUUUUUUUCUCGAAUACUUCCUGCCAAGAUUACAAAAUUUUGGGAACAAUAACGAAUUGAAAGAAAAAAGGAAUAGAUUACUUCUUUAUGCUCUUCAACUGCGUGAACAUGCAAUCGAUUCAUGGCUAAAUAGUAACCAGUGUAUACCAUCAUGCCCACAUGGUACGCUCAUGUGCCCAUCUGAAAUGAUUGAUCCUUUUUGUCAACUUGCAAACUUAUUUGAAAUUCCAGAUGCGGUUUUCCCAGAUACGACAUUUCAGGUUAACUGGUCACUUAACUGUUUGUAUGACCUCGGGUUGAUCCGUAAAACGUUAACAGAUGAUAAACUUCUAGAUAGGACACGUUCUGUUAAAUUUUUGACAUGUAGUAUUUGUGCUUUUGAAAGAUCUGGGCAUCUGUUAUCAUACUUGAGCGAAAACGCAUCAAAGCACGAGAACGUCAUUGAGAGACUCCGGGAUAUUGAAUUCCUUCCAAUAAAAUUGAAGCCUGAUAAUUGGCAUUUUCUGUGGCAUGGUGGUGGUGGUCAGAAACAGAAGCAGUUAAACAGAUGUUCUAAGCAUAAACAUUAUCAUCAGAAGAAUCAUCUAUUUACUUGCCCACAAAAAAUGUUUUAUUCUGAUUGCACAAACCUUGUUGGGUGUUUGGAAUAUGUCCUUGCAGAAGAUGUCUGGUCUUGUAGAAAAUACUGGCUGAAAGACAAUGUUGAAGAUAUGAAGAUAGUGCUAGCAAAAAUUGGAAUGAAAGGUAUUCCGAAAGAAGAUGUAGAUUAUCAAAUUGUUACAGAUCAACUUAUAUCGAUUUCUUCUUCAAGCCAACGUAGUGCAUGCUGUGAUGAAAAUAAAGCCGUAAUUGAAGAAAUUUACCAACACUUAGAUAUGUCAUGCAGAAUGGAAGGAGAAAAUAUAAGAAAAAGCCUUGACGGUUUAGAAGUUGUCUGGACAAAAAAUACUUUUGUUUCACCGAAAAAUGUGGCAAGUGGUGGAAUUCACCAUAAUUGCAAUCCUUACCUUUUCAAAUUGACUGAUUCCCCUUUGAAGAAGUAUAAACGAUUACGCGAAUGUUUAGGCAUAAGAAAGUUUUUCUGGCCAAGACACGUUGCACUUUCGUUACAAAAUAUUAAGAACCAGAAAAAAAAGCGUUGUCUCACAGAAUCUGAAAUUGAAACAGUUAUCAAUAUGUUGCAUACACUGAAAAAUAGUUUGCGGCCUGCUGAAAUAGACGAUGUUAGUGUAAUCCUCUGCGAUGAGUUGAAAGCGGUGUAUGGACCAGAUAGUAAAUGCUGCCUGAGAGAUAUGAAAGAAAUGUGUUUUAACGACCUUUUUCACGACGAUAAGACUACGUCAAUGAUCUACUGUCAUGAUCUUAUACCAAAAGCAUUAGCUGAAGUAUUUGGGGUCAUGUCAAAGAAGAUUCGUUUAUUGGAAGAGGAUUCAGAAGAUGUAGAAGAUUUUUGUCAAGAAGAAUUAUUAGAAGUAAGAUUGAAAAGACUAGUUGAGAACUAUCCAUGUGAUAGUGGAAUAUUCAAAGAACUGAUACAAAAUGCAGACGACGCAAAUGCAACUGAAAUCCAUUUUCUGAAAGAUUUCACUACACAUCCCGUCAAACAUAUUUUUGACAAAUCUUUCGAGCCUUUACAAGGCCCGGCUUUGUGUGUGUUUAAUGACAGCUCGUUUACAAGAAGUGAUUUAGACGGGAUAAAGCAAUUGGGUGUUGGAAGUAAAUCACGUGAUCCUUCAAAAACAGGACGUUAUGGUGUAGGAUUUAAUGCCGUUUAUAAUUUAACAGAUGCACCGUCAUUAUAUUCUAGAGGCCCGGAAUUAGAAAAAGGCGAAACUCUUUUUAUCUUCGACCCAUUAGCGAAAUAUUUGCCGAAUGUGAAAAAGUCAAACCCUGGAAAACGUUAUAAAAACGUCAAGAGUAUCCGGAAUCAUGCAUCAGAUGUCAUGGGAGGCUACCAUGAACCUUAUUUCAUGAAAAAAAGGAAUCAAAUGGGAAGUGUGUUUAGAUUUCCAUUACGUACUAACGACAUGGCAAAACUGUCAACCAUUAGAAAGAAAGAAACACGUAUGGACACAGUUUCAAAUAUGUUAGACUCGUUUUGCAAAGAGAUGAAUGAGGUACUAUUAUUCCUUAAAAACCUUAAAACUAUUAAGGUGUCGUCUUUUGACAAAAGUUAUACUGAGGAGUUUGUGAUCCAUGCACACAUGACUGAAGCAGAAGAAAAGGAACAGAAAGAUUUUUUCAUAAACGAGUUUGCUAUUUUCAAGAGCAGUUCAAUUAAUGAUGAGCUUGCAUGGGAAAGGAUUUUACAAAUGAAGCAAAAGUACGUUCUUUAUGAACUUGACAUCCAAAAAACAAUACAUAUUAGAAGAGAUAUGUGUGAACCAGCACAAACAAAGGUCGUGAAAAAAAAGUUGCCCGAGCACAAAAAAUACACAUUUAAAGAUACAAUAACAAAGAAUACGAAGUACAUAGUGGUACAGAUAAUUGGUUUCAAAGAUAUAGAUAAGGUACCCCAGAUCGUGCAGCAUCAGUAUGAAAAUGGUGGCAUGGACCUCUUACCUUUAGGAGGUGUCGCUUUGUCAAUAGGGAAGCAAUGUAAUACGUAUGAAGACGUAGUUUCACAGAACAAUUGCAACGUAUUUUGUUUUCUUCCUCUCCCGGUGAAGACCGACUUACCAUUACAUGUUCAUGGAUAUUUCUCACUCGAUCACGAAAUAAGAAGGGGUCUAUGGAAAGCUGAAGUAGAAAACAAGUGUGGCAAAACAUUGUGGAAUUUAGCGAUGAUUGAACAGGUUAUUGUCCCUGCCAAUGUCAUUUUGAUAGAGUACGUGAAGGAUAAAAUGUUUAAAAAUGUGUUGAAAAUAUCACCAUUUGAAAAGAUUAUGCGAAUUCUUAAGAAUUUUCAAACUUUGUUCCCCGAUAGAGAGAAAGUACAGGACUUCUACUGGCAACACAUGUUAAAAUGUGUUUACAAGAAUUUAAUAUCAGAAAAUAUUCCAUUUCUACCCGUCCUCGAAACAGCUAUACAGCCAAGAAAUGGAAGUGAAAAACAACGCAUUGCUAAGUUGUCAUGGACUGCUCUAGAAUAUGAAGGAUUCACCUUUAAAGCGUUCGACAACUUUGAGAGUGAAGGAGGAAACACUGAAUCGGAUUUCAACAAUAUGUUAAGAUCUAUUGGAAUGCGCAUAACAACAGUAUCACCAGAAAUGAAAAGUUCUAUGAAAUUUGCUGGAGUCGAAAUAAGUACAUUACAACCAAUGCAUGUCAUUCAAUUUCUAUGUUCAUUUAAUUUCUCAUCGUUGGAUAAAUGCAACAUACAAACAAACAAACCCAUUGAAAAGACAUCUCUUAAGUCAAAGGAGUUGCUUUUGCAAAUUGCGGAAUAUUGUCUUCAAGACGAAGAAUAUUUCAUAACUAAUAUAAAAAAUAUUCCGCUUAUGUUAACGCAAGAUCUCACCAUACAUACCUUACAAGAACAAAAAGUUUUGUUUUUAGAAGAAACAGGAUUAACUUAUAAUUUGUUUCCCAGCAAACGAUCGAUGUUUUUGCACAAAUCGGUUUCGAAGUUGAUUCAAACUAAGAUUACAGACUAUCAGAUAAAAACUGAUGAAACUUGUAGGCAGUUUACACUUCAAGAUUUGGCGAAUCUUGUUCGCGAAACGUGUCUGUUGGAUACAGAAGUUUGUGCGAUUACAGCUUGGUAUAAGGACAAUCCUUCUGUAGCGUGGAUACGACAGUUUUGGAAUUUGUUUUUCUAUCUUUUACCGUCCACUUACAAGCAAGGGGAAGAUAUUAUGAAGAAAGAAUUAAAGGUUAUUCAGGACUUGAGAGUUAUUCCUGUAGUAGAUAGCUUAAGACAAAAUACAUUCCUUGUCAAACCAUUAAACAAGAAAUAUUUAAUAAACAUAGGAAGUUUUUCUCAGAACGAAUGUUUGCACAAGGCAUUUAAAAGUCUUAACUUGCUUGAAAUUGAUGGUGAUCUUUUUCAGCAUAGACGAAGAGAAAGCAAUUGUCCAGUGUUCAAUUACCUGUUAAAUCAGAUACCAAAGUUUGAUAGAGCGAAACAUAUUGUUGAAUGUCUACAUUUAAAUCUAAGCAGAACUUCUUACUCUGCUAUAACAUUAAAUGACUCAGUUGCGAUUUUGAAAUACUUUGAUGUUUAUCUUGGCUUAGAUACGCCCAAUGAAGUAUUUACAGACAAACUUGCGGAAAUACCCAUUUUCGUUUCACACUUCAAUGAAUGCCUGGCAAUAAAAGGCUAUGAAAAAGUGUACGUUGCACCAUCAGAUUUCCCGAUAUUUGGACUGAAGGAUAUUGCAAGAAAAACCAAAACUUUGGUGCUUAAGGCAAUUGAAACUGAUAAGAUAUUUAGAAAAUUAAACAUACAAAUGCUUACACAUUAUGAAGCUUACAGAGACUUAAUUAUACCCCAUAUACAGUACAUAGAAGAUGAAUCAAUUUACAAACAUCUUGAGUUCUUAGCAAACUUCAACGAAACUAAUACGCAGGAAGUAUUCUAUUUGUUAGAUUUGUUGCGCACAAAACCCUUGAUAUAUAUCAAAGAAUUGAAAAGACGAGUUAAGGUUUCCGAACUGUUUGAUCCUGAUCAAGUGAUAUUUACAUCAUUUUGCACAUGUCAAGAGCUUGUUCCUAUAAGAUAUAGGUCUCAUGUUCUCCUUAAGUUUCUCCGAUCAUUAGGACUGAAAACAAAAAUGUCUAUAGACUUGUUUUUACAAUUUGCAACAGAUAUAUAUGCAAAGAGUUUCUUUUGA
Molecule: messenger RNA, 10705 nt
Organism: Ruditapes philippinarum (Manila clam)
Lineage: Eukaryota; Metazoa; Mollusca; Bivalvia; Venerida; Veneridae
Product: sacsin-like
Exons: 6
Coding region: 125-10705 (3526 amino acids)
Molecular function (GO): Hsp70 protein binding
Source: RefSeq, a predicted model, not a curated record